This is a messenger RNA of Dacryopinax primogenitus, 810 nucleotides long. RefSeq lists its product as uncharacterized. The record is from RefSeq and is a predicted model, not a curated record. Gene Ontology annotation, molecular function: protein kinase regulator activity. The annotation marks the transcript as partial. Lineage: Eukaryota; Fungi; Basidiomycota; Dacrymycetes; Dacrymycetales; Dacrymycetaceae. The transcript is spliced from 3 exons. Gene Ontology annotation, cellular component: protein kinase CK2 complex; cytoplasm.
UGGAUCUCUUGGUUUCUGUCUACGAAGGGGAACGAGUACUUCUGUGAAGUAGAGGAAGACUACAUCCUCGACCGAUUCAACCUUACAGGUCUCAACGCCGAAGUACAAAAUUAUGCUCAAGCGCUCGACCUGAUCAACGACAAUCUCGGAGACGACGACAUUGAGGAUGAGAUGCGCGCAACGAUCGAAGUGAAUGCGCGUUUCUUGUAUGGGCUCAUACAUGCACGCUGGAUUGUCACCUCCCGCGGGUUAGCUAAGAUGCUUGAGAAAUACAAGAAAUCCGACUUCGGUCGCUGCCCCCGCGCCUUCUGCUACAUGCAGCCUCUCCUCCCCGUCGGGCUCACAGACGUCCCGUACGAAAAAGCGGUGAAGCUCUACUGCCCGCGAUGCGAGGACAUCUACACGCCCAAGUCAUCCCGGCAUGGGAGCAUCGACGGUGCCUACUUUGGUACUACCUUCCCUCACAUGCUGUUCAUGGUUUAUCCACAUAUGGUGCCGCCUAAGAACUCGCCGAAUGCUGGCACGAUGAGCGGAGUUGGCACGCAGGCGACAACACCACGGGAGCCGCCGCCGCCACCUCCGGCUCCUACUUCCGUGGGGACAGUCAGCACUGCGGCGGCUGCUUUGAAGAUGACUCAGUAUAAGCCCAUGAUUUUCGGGUUUGGGGUACAUGAGACAGCUAGGUGGCAGAGGUGGCAGCAGGCGAUGCGUGACAAGCAAGUGGCAAGGCUGGAAGCUUAUGAGCGGGAAGAGGAUAGCAAGCGUCAGAGGGAGGUGGCCCGAAGCAGAUAAUAGGACGUGUCUUGCUUC